Messenger RNA from Gossypium raimondii (Peruvian cotton), 1264 nucleotides. Its product is annotated as MADS-box transcription factor 7. The transcript is spliced from 11 exons. The coding region runs from base 8 to 1054 and encodes 348 amino acids. Gene Ontology annotation, biological process: regulation of transcription by RNA polymerase II. Gene Ontology annotation, molecular function: RNA polymerase II cis-regulatory region sequence-specific DNA binding; DNA-binding transcription factor activity, RNA polymerase II-specific; protein dimerization activity. NCBI's taxonomy places the organism in Eukaryota, Viridiplantae, Streptophyta, Magnoliopsida, Malvales, Malvaceae. The record is from RefSeq and is a predicted model, not a curated record.
GAAAACAAUGGGUAGGGUUAAACUGGAGCUGAAAAAGAUUGAGAACAGAACAUAUAGGCAUAUAACUUUUGCCAAAAGAAAAAGUGGUCUUGUUAAGAAAGCUUAUGAACUUUCGACUCUUUGUGAUAUUGAGGUUGCUCUUAUUAUAUUUUCUCCAGCUGGAAAACUCUUCCUUUUUGAUGGCAAGAAAAGGAUUGAAGAAAUUCUUGCUGAAUACAUGGAACUUCCUGCUCGUCGACGUGGAUGGGUGCUUGAUCAAGAGUUGAUCCGACGCAUUGUUACUCAGUUGAACGUUGAAGCUAGCUUUUACGGCGUCAUUAGAAGGGACAAAGACAGCGAAAAUCUAUUGAAGGAAAUCCAGAAUGGAAUAGUUGUAUGCGGUACUGAGCUGGAACAAGUGGAGAGGAACCUACAGUUUUUUCUGAAAAAUCCUAGUUCUCUUGAUACAAUAACCGAGGUUAUGUACCAUGAAAUGAUCUUGGAAGAGACCUUGGAACUUGUCCGUUUGCGCAAGAGAGUUUUAGAAGCAAAUGAAUUUGUUGGACCGACUAGAAUGGAAUUUGGAGCUAACAUUGUGCCCAAUUUGGUCGAUCCCAGUGAGAUUCCGCUUCAUGCGCAAAAUGCUAGUGCCCAGGCUUGCUUAGAGCGAGGUUUGAACUACAACUUCAUGAACUGGCCACCACUGAAUGAUGUUCAAGCUCCAACCAAUUUUACUCAUCAAUCAAUCGGUCUUCAACAGCCCUUAAGAAAUUUAGCAGAACCCUUGGUUGAAAGGCUGCCAUUCCCAAUGCGAUUGCCAUCGCCAAUGAGAUCUCAUCAUCUUCAAGGGCAUGGGCACUUGGGCGGAAAUGAAGUGAGCACUCAACCAAACAUGAAUUUUGAUGACUAUGUGUACCGUCCGGCGCCACCGAUUGUCAAUGCAAAUUUCCCUCCCAUGAAUAUGGACACCAUGCCCCAGGCAGCACCAAGAGGAAGCGAAGCGGAAGCGGAGGCGGAGAAUUGGAGGAGCGGCAAUAGUUCAAACCCUGACUCCAGCUUAUGGUUUCUCGGUUGAACGUGAAGAACAUUACCAUCUUUUUGUGGCCGCCUCAAUUAUUCGAUUCCCCCCAAAAAAAAAACAAUAGCCGAGGAGUGAUUAGAUACUGGGGUGGGACAACUUUUGAUAUAAUAAUAUUUUGCAUCAAAGACUUGGAUUCUAUGUUAUAAUUUCCCCGUUUUGGGUUUUAAUAUUUAAAAGGCUUUUUGAAAUACACUAUUACUGCUG